AUGCAAGAGGCGGUUUGGCCACAAAUAUUUAUUUAUAGAUAUUUUAAAAAUAUUUUAAUUUUUUUCAACUUUAAUUUCAAUUUUUUUUAUUAUAUAUAACCUUAAUUUUUUUAAUAUUACAUAAAAGAUCCUUAAAUAGUUUAGAUGAGUUUUGGAGCAAAUCGAAAAAGAAAGAUAUUUUUGAUAAACAACAAAUCAAGUUUGAACACAAUUUUAAAAAAUAUUUCUUCUCGGUAAAAGAUAUUUUUAAACAACAAAUAAAGAUUUUUAAGCUAAAAGAUCAAUAUAUUUUCAUUAUUUGUAGGUAUAUUUUUAUUUUUAAGCUCAGAACUCCAUGUGAAAUUCUUUUCAUUCAUGAGUAUAAUCAGUAGAUAAAUUAAUCAGAUAAUUUUAAUAGUUUUAAAAAGUUUUAGAAUAUAAAAUUAAAUUUAAAAGAAACUUUUCAAUAAUCAAAACACAUCUUUUAAAAAUACAUAAUCAAACAUAACUCUUACCCCAACUCCAUAUUCAAAAUAUUUUAGUUUUUAUGUUCAAACGCCUGCUAAAUAUAAUGCACUACCUAUCUCAAAUGUUAAUGCUUCAACUUCCCCACUAAAUAAAUGAAAAAAAACCUUCCUUCAAGUUUUUAAGUUGUAACUUCUUCUUCUUCUUCUAAUCGAGAUCUCAACUCUUUGACCUUCCCAUGUUGUAGCAGUAAUUUCCCUUCUAGGGUCCAUUGGCUUUUUCAUUGUUUUCUAGUAAUUUAUUACUAUAUUUUUGUUUAUGAUUACUUGGAAUCUUUGAUUAUUUUCUUGGUUACGGUUAAUUGAAUUAGCAAAGCCUGUGUAUUGUUUUAUUUCAGCUCAUGUUGAAUCUUGGUUUGGUGGGGUUGAAAUUGAACAAGUCUUGUAUUUGAAUUCUUGUCGACUUGUUUUUAGUUAAUGUGUGUGAAGUUUUGACUUUGUUUGAAUCUUGAUUAUUUGAUUGAAGUGUCAAGAUCUUGUUGUUUUUUAAUGGGGAUAUUAUGGAGCUUUGAUCUUAAUGUAGAAAGGAACAAAAUGGGGAACACUUGUGUUAGGUCCAAAUAUUUCUAAAAAUAGAAUCUUGAAUAUGUGGGGUUGAACAUGUCUUGGAUUUUGAAUUCUUGUUGACUUUGUUUAUGGUAAAGGAUUAUUUGAUUGAAGUAUCAAGAUCUUUUUCAUUUCUUGGGACAUUAUAGAUGUUAAUGUAGGAAGGAAACAAAGGGGUUAAUUUAGGAACAAAAUGGGGAACACUUGUGUAGGACCAAGUAUUUCUAAAAAUGGACUCUUUCAAUCAGUUUCAGCAGCAAUGUGGGGAUCUCGGUCGCCGGAUGAUACUGCUUCCACCAUCACUAAUGGUGAAAGUGUUAGAAUAGAAACACCAACUUCUGUGAAAGAAACUGAUUCAAACCCUUUGCCAGUUCAAGAUAAGCCACCAGAACAUAUAACAAUGCCUAAGUCAGAACCUAAAGAGGAAGAAAAACCGAAAAAACCCGAAAAACCAGCUGAAAUGAAGAGGGUGGCAAGUGCUGGCCUUAGGACUGAUUCUGUGUUACAGAAAAAAACCGGGAAUUUAAAGGAGUUUUUUAGUAUAGGAAAGAAAUUAGGACAAGGGCAGUUUGGAACUACAUUUCUUUGUACUGAAAAAGCAACAGGGAAGCGGUAUGCUUGCAAAUCGAUUGCUAAGAGGAAGUUGUUAACGGACGAUGAUGUGGAAGAUGUUAGAAGGGAAGUCCAGAUAAUGCAUCACUUAGCAGGGCAUCCUCAUGUUAUAUCGAUAAAAGGGGCUUAUGAGGAUGCUGUAGCUGUUCAUCUGGUUAUGGAGUAUUGUGCUGGGGGUGAACUUUUCGACAGAAUUAUUCAACGAGGGCACUAUACAGAAAGAAAAGCAGCUGAGCUUACCAGGACUAUUGUUGGAGUUGUAGAAGCUUGUCAUUCUCUUGGUGUUAUGCAUAGAGAUCUUAAGCCUGAGAAUUUUCUUUUUGUUGAUCAGAAGGAGGAAUCACUUCUCAAAACAAUUGACUUUGGGUUAUCAAUAUUCUUCAAACCAGGCGACAAAUUUACUGAUGUUGUCGGCAGUCCGUAUUAUGUUGCACCAGAAGUUCUCCGGAAACGUUACGGUCCUGAAGCUGAUGUCUGGAGUGCUGGUGUAAUUAUCUACAUCUUAUUAAGUGGAGUACCUCCUUUCUGGUCUGAAAAUGAGCAAGGGAUAUUUGAACAAGUCCUGCAUGGUGAUCUCGACUUCACAUCAGACCCAUGGCCAAGUAUUUCAGAAGGUGCAAAAGAUUUGAUGAGGAGAAUGCUCAUUCGAGAUCCAAGAAAACGUUUAACUGCACAUGAAGUUUUAUGCCAUCCUUGGGUUCAAAUUGAUGGUGUGGCUCCUGAUAAGCCUCUGGAUUCGGCAGUUCUGAGUAGAAUGAAGCAAUUUUCUGCAAUGAACAAGCUCAAGAAAAUGGCUUUGAGAGUCAUUGCUGAAAGCCUAUCCGAAGAAGAAAUUGCUGGUCUUAAGGAAAUGUUCAGGAUGAUAGACACGGACAAUAGCGGUCAAAUAACUUUUGAAGAGCUCAAAGAUGGAUUAAAAAGAUUUGGCUCUAAUCUGAAGGAGUCUGAGAUCUAUGAUCUUAUGCAGGCAGCUGAUGUUGAUAACAGUGGAACAAUUGAUUAUGGUGAAUUUAUAGCUGCAACAUUACAUCUUAACAAAAUUGAAAGACAAGAUCAUCUUUUUGCUGCUUUCUCUUACUUCGAUAAAGAUGGAAGCGGGUACAUCACUGCAGACGAACUUCAACAUGCUUGUGAAGAAUUUGGCAUUGGAGAUGUUCGCAUGGAAGAAAUGAUCAGAGAAGCUGACCAGGACAAUGACGGGCGCAUUGAUUACAAUGAGUUUGUUGCUAUGAUGCAAAAGGGAAAUCCAGUGGUUGGUGGUGGCAAGAAAGGUCUAGAGCAUAGUUUCAGCAUUGGAUUCAGAGAAGCACUAAAAUUAUAGAUUUGUGAAGAGUGAUCUUUUGUUCUAUUGUUUUCUUCAUUUCCUACUGGAAAUUUUGUGUGUUUUAAGCUAAGUUGCUUGGACUCUUCACUUUUGAUGUCACACUUGCUUCGGAUUCUCCAAAAAUACCCUCUUUUUGGAGAAUCCGACACGCACUCAUUGACAUUUUUGAAGAGUCCGAGCAGGUUUUAAAAGUGUAUAGUAUUAAACUAGUGCUUGCUAAAGAGCAUCAUUGUUUUCCAGAGCAAUUUUCAAUUCCUUCCAAAUUUUGCACAAUUUUUCUUUCAGUUUCAGUUAUCCUAUUGAGUAAUUGUAUAACAUGGAUGUAACCAUAUUAAACUGCACUUUUGAGUUAUGCUGCUUAUUGAACUCUUAGUUUACUCA
This is a messenger RNA of Capsicum annuum, 3366 nucleotides long. RefSeq names its product calcium-dependent protein kinase 1. The transcript is spliced from 7 exons. Gene Ontology annotation, biological process: peptidyl-serine phosphorylation; intracellular signal transduction; protein autophosphorylation. Gene Ontology annotation, molecular function: calcium-dependent protein serine/threonine kinase activity; calcium ion binding; calmodulin binding. The coding region runs from base 1243 to 2982 and encodes 579 amino acids. The record is from RefSeq and is a predicted model, not a curated record. Gene Ontology annotation, cellular component: nucleus; cytoplasm. NCBI's taxonomy places the organism in Eukaryota, Viridiplantae, Streptophyta, Magnoliopsida, Solanales, Solanaceae.